Molecule: messenger RNA, 3311 nt
Organism: Oppia nitens
Lineage: Eukaryota; Metazoa; Arthropoda; Arachnida; Sarcoptiformes; Oppiidae
Gene: Cht7
Product: probable chitinase 10
Exons: 19
Coding region: 422-3283 (953 amino acids)
Biological process (GO): chitin catabolic process; carbohydrate metabolic process
Cellular component (GO): extracellular region
Molecular function (GO): hydrolase activity, hydrolyzing O-glycosyl compounds; chitin binding
Source: RefSeq, a predicted model, not a curated record
UUGUUAAGAAACACAGACUCGCAUAGCCGUCAUUCAAACGAGUUAUAGCUCUGACUGUACAUACCAUUCCCUGUUUGUUGUGUUGUUGUUAUUAUUGCCUACCUGUGUGUGUGUGUGCCUCUAUCACUAUCACAUCAUUAGCCAAUAUAUACAGAGACACAUAUAUUGAGGUGUUAUACACGAAGAUUUUAUUCAAAAAGUUUUUUUCUUAUUUCUACUAAAGUUUACCACAAUUUUAUAAAAUAUCUAUUUAUUAUAUUGUCAUAUAAAUUGGUGUGUGAUAUGUGUGUUGUUAUGCCAUAAAGUUGUGGAUAAUGCCACUAAUCAGUCACGAGUUAUGCCAUAAAACGGUGCAAAAGUAAUCAUCAAUUAUAUAUAUAUUUAGAUAUCAAUAGAAAAAUCGGUUAUUUUUUUAGUCGAUAUGACGGACUUUUCCGGAUCUGUUUCGCCGAAAAUAAACUCAAAGAAGGUUUUCAAGUCAUUUCUGCAAUUAUUUAUAUUAUUCAACAUUGGAUUACAACAACAUCUAUAUGUAGAGUCAAAGCGUAUCUUAAACACACAUUUGUUAAACCAAAAAUUAACAUCAAAUGCAAAGCCAAACAAGAAAUUGGUCUGUUAUUACACCAAUUGGUCACAAUAUCGACCAAAAGAAGGCAAAUAUUUACCAGAAAAUAUUGAUCCAAAUAUCUGUACACAUAUUAUAUUCAGCUUCGGGUGGAUGAAAGCAAACAAACUGACCUCAUUUGAUGCAACAGAUGAGACUAAUAAUGGCAAAAAAGGCACUUACGAGAGGGUCGUUGAUCUCAAAAAACAAAACCCAAAUCUUAAAGUAUUGCUGGCCGUCGGGGGCUGGUCGUUUGGCACCGAGAGGUUUAAAGUGAUGUCAUCAAACAGAUAUAAUAGACAAGUAUUUAUAUUCAGUGCAAUGGACUAUUUGAGACAAAGAAAUUUUGAUGGUCUCGAUCUCGAUUGGGAAUUCCCGAAGGGUUCAGACGACAAAAAGAAUUUUGUCGACUUAUUAAAGGAAUUGCGGGAAGCAUUUGAAGCCGAGGCCAAAGAAAAACGAUUGCCGCGACUAAUAUUGACAGCCGCCGUAUCGGCCGGUUCUGACACUGUACGCGGCGGCUAUGAUGUGCCAGCAGUUGCAGCUUAUAUAGAUUUCCUAAACAUCAUGUCCUAUGACUUUCACGGCAAAUGGGAACCGAAGACUGGACACAAUGCACCUCUAUUUGCACUGUCAGAUGAAACUGAUUGGCGCAAACAACUGUGUGUUGAAUUUGGUGUAAAAUUAUGGGAACGCAUGGGAGCGCCUAAAGAUAAAAUAGUGGUUGGAUUGGCUACUUAUGGUCGAAGUUUUACGUUAACAAAUCCGGCCAAUAAUGGUAUGAACGCUCCGUCAUCGGGUGGCGGCAAAGCUGGUGAAUACAGCAAAGAGUCGGGAUUUCUGGCCUUCUAUGAGAUCUGCGAUCUGUUGAAGAAUGGCGCCACUUAUAUAUGGGAUGAACAACAGAAAGUGCCGUAUUUGGUAGAUGGAGACCAAUGGGUCGGAUUUGACGACGAAAGGUCUAUCAGAAGUAAACUGAAAUGGAUUCUCGACAACGAUUACGCCGGCGCUAUGGUCUGGACAGUAGAUAUGGACGACUUUCACGGCAAAUGCUCCGGUAGAAAGUAUCCUCUGAUUGGUAUUAUGGGCGAAGAACUUCUUGGAAAACCCAAAGAAUCAUCAAAUUUUGAUUCAAUUGUUAAAAAAGCGUCGUCUAAUCCGUUGAUCAAAGAGCAGCCAUCGGUUCCAAACGCUGAUCAAAAUUCCAUUCACGAGAAAAAUGAUUUGACAUCCACUACAACGGAUACUUUGGCUACAAAUUCUUUGCCCAAACUAUCCGAUGACGAGUUGACUAAUGCACGCGUUGUGUGCUAUUACACAAACUGGUCCAAUAAGAGGCCCGGUAUUGGAAAGUUCGAACCCGAGCACUUGGAUCCCAAUCUGUGUACACAUAUUAUCUUUGCUUUCGCUAAUCUGAACAGCGAGUUCAAGAUCAGUGCCAGCGAGGAAACUGAUGAAACAGUUGGAUCACAACAGGGUCUUUACGAACGUGUGAUUGCCAUCAAAGAGAAAAAUCCUAAUUUGAAAGUAAUGCUAGCAGUGGGCGGUUGGAUGAUGGGUCCGACACCAUUCAAACAGCUUACGGAAAACACAUACAGACAAACAUUGUUCAUAUUUAACGUCAUUGAGUUUCUCCGUAAGAAAGGCUUCGACGGACUUGACAUCUGUUGGGAGUUCCCGCGCGGACCGGAAGAUAAGGAACGAUAUGUCAAUCUACUUAAGGAAUUGCGAGAGGCUUUCGAUGGUGAGGCCAAAGGAUCAGGAAAACAGCGACUUUUGCUGACAGCAGCCGUUCCCGCAAGUUUUGAGGCCAUCAAUAGUGGUUUCAAUGUACCAGAAAUUAAUAAAUACUUAGAUUUUAUGAGUAUAAUGAGCUAUGAUUUUCACGGAGAUUGGGAACAAACUGUUAACCAUAAUUCACCGCUAUUUGCAUUAAAUACGGCUUCUGGUUAUCAAAAGAAGUUGACUGUGGAUUUCAGUGUUGGUGAAUGGGUUAGUAAGGGUGCCUCCAAAGAGAAACUAGUGGUUGGUUUACCAACAUAUGGCCGUACUUUUACACUGAGUAGUCCUAAUCUUACUGACAUCAAUGCACCGGCACUUAAAGGUGGUCUUCCCGGACAAUAUACACGAGAAUCUGGAUUUUUAGCAUUUUUUGAAAUCUGUGAUCUCUUGAAAAUGGGAGCAACACUUGUCUGGGAUAACGAACAGAUGGUUCCCUAUGCAUACUCUGGUGACCAAUGGGUUGGAUUUGAUGAUCCAAGAAGUUUUAAAGUUAAAAUUCAAUGGCUUAAACAAGCUGGAUAUGGAGGCAUUAUGAUCUGGUCAAUAGACAUGGAUGACUUUUCGGGCUCAUGUAUGGGACAAAAGUAUCCAUUGAUUAAUGCGGCCAAAGAAGAGCUUAAGGGUUAUAAAGUGGCAAAUUUGGAGGCAAUUAACACUAAGGUUGCGCUCACUAAAGAGAAAAAAAAUAAAGAUGAAGUAAAGUGUGAGGAAGCGGACGGACACAUCUCAUACCAUAAAGAUAAGACUGACUGUGCGAUGUACUACAUGUGCGAAGGCACCCGUCGUCAUCAUAUGCCGUGUCCACAGAACCUGGUCUUCAAUCUCAAAGAAAAUGUAUGCGAUUGGCCUGAAAAUGUCGAGGGAUGUGAAUCACACAUCACUAAUAAAGAUAAUUAAAAAUUAAACUUAAAUUAUUAUUAUUAUU